AGGGCAAGACAUUUCCCGCCAUUUUGACUGAUGCUUGGGACUUGGGAGUUGGGAGAAGAUCAGACAGUAUGAGAGUGCUCUUUAGUUGCCCUAAACGUAAAAAAAAUGAUGCGUGAUAUACUAAUUUACGAGCAUUGAUGUCCACAGUGAGCUCAUGUUGGUUAGCUCAGGCUCGAUUCCUUCCUCUUCUCUACUCGUCUUCACCCCUUUCCCGCGUAUCGUUUUCUAUUAGCCCUUCUUCCCUGAGAUUCUUCUCCUCCAAAAACCCUAAACGACCCAUGGCCGAAAAGCGCACCAUUGCCGAUGUCCUCAUGGCCAACGCUCGAGCGGCCGCCGCUCGGAAGAAAGUCACCCGUCCUUCACCCAAGAAACGAAAAGCGCUAGAAGAUAAUGGAACUCCGACGACAGAGUCGGAGCUUAAACAAACUGAAGAACCUAAAGAACCCAAUUUGAAGAAGGUGGCAGUGGCGAAAAAGGGAGAAGGGCCCAUCAGUGUCGAAGAAAGGAUUGGGAAAUUGAAGAAGAAGGCAGCAGAUUUUGACCCGAAGUCCGCUGCUUUCUGGAAAGAUGGGGAGCCAGUGCCAUUUCUGUUUGUUGCUCGUGCUUUUGAUAUGAUCGCCAAUGAAACGGGGAGGAUUGUUAUUACGGAACUUCUCUGUAAUGUUUUCAGGACUAUAAUUGCUUCUACGCCUGGAGAUUUAAUUCCCGUCAUUUAUCUCUCGGCUAAUAAGAUUGCCCCAGCUCAUGAGGGUGUGGAACUGGGAAUUGGAGAUGCUGCUCUCAUUAAGGCGCUUGCUGAGGCUUAUGGAAGGAAAGAAGAAAUGAUCAAGAAACAACUCAAAGAAUUGGGAGACUUAGGCCUUGUUGCAAAAGAAAGCCGCUCAUCUCAAAGUGUGAUGUUCAAGCCUCCUCCUUUAACUGUUGCCAAAGUUUUUGAUACAUUUCGUGUAAUUGCCAAGGAAUCUGGAAAAGAUAGUCAAGACAAGAAAAGGAAACAUAUCAAAGGGCUACUUGUUGCAGCUACUGAUUGUGAACCUUUAUAUUUGGUUCGUCUAUUGCAGUCAAAGUUGAGAAUUGGUUUGGCAGAACAGACUCUCCUGGUAGCUCUAGGACAAGCUGCUGUAUAUUCUGGAAAACAUUCAAACCCAUCUUCACAAAUUCAGUCUCCGCUUGAAGAGGCUGCAAAAAUUGUCAAACAAGUUUACUCUGUACUUCCUAUCUAUGAUAAAAUUGUUCCUGCUCUUCUUAGUGGCGGUGUGUGGAAGCUCCAAGAGACAUGCAACUUUACUUUAGGUGUACCGGUUGGACCUAUGUUGGCAAAACCAACCAAAGGUGUAUCUGAAAUUUUGGAUAAAUUUCAGGACACAGAAUUCACCUGUGAAUACAAGUAUGAUGGAGAACGUGCUCAGAUACAUUAUAUGGAAGAUGGUUCAGUUGAAAUAUAUAGUCGAAAUGCUGAACGAAAUACUGGAAAAUUUCCUGAUGUUGUGCACUCUGUUAAAAGAGUGAAGAAGUCCUCUGUUAAAUCAUUUGUUCUUGACUGUGAAGUGGUUGCUUAUGAUCGUGAUAAACAGAAGAUUCUGCCAUUCCAGAUCCUCAGUACUCGUGCUCGUAAAGGUGUGUCCAUGAGUGACAUAAAAAUUGAUGUUUGCAUAUUUGCCUUUGAUAUGCUGUACGUUAAUGGGCAACCACUUCUCCAGGAGCAACUGAACAUUCGUAGAGAGCAUCUUUAUAAUUCAUUUGAGGAAGAACCAGGAGUAUUUCAAUUUGCAACAACAAUUACUUCGAAUGACCUUGAGGAAAUACAAAAGUUUCUUGAAAAUGCUGUUAAUUCCAGUUGUGAAGGACUGAUUGUCAAAACUCUAAGUAGAGAUGCCACAUAUGAGCCUUCAAAACGGUCGCAUAAUUGGCUGAAAUUGAAGAAAGAUUAUAUGGACAGUGUUGGCGACUCAUUAGAUUUAGUACCAAUUGCAGCAUUUCAUGGUCGUGGAAAACGUACAGGUGUUUAUGGUGCCUUCCUCCUUGCUUGUUAUGAUGACUCAAAAGAAGAAUUUCAAAGUAUUUGCAAAAUAGGCACUGGAUUUUCUGAGGCAACACUUGAAGAGUGUUCUCGCAGACUUCUUCCAAAAGUGAUCCCAAAACCAAAGCCAUAUUAUCGGCAUACAGAUACAGUUAAUCCAGAUGUAUGGUUUGAACCAUCUGAGGUUUGGGAGGUGAAAGCGGCAGAUUUGACUAUUAGUCCUGUUUAUUGUGCUGCAACUGGUGUGGUAGAUCCUAACAAGGGCAUCUCUCUCCGUUUUCCACGUCUGAUUCGAAUCCGAGAAGACAAGAACCCAGAACAGGCCACAUCCUCUGAUCAGGUAGCUGAGAUGUAUAAUGCUCAAAAGAGCAACCACUCUAAUAAUCACGAUGAAGAUGAAGAUUAUUGAAUAUAAAGAGAAUUGAAGUAUCUUAGAAUUGGCAGUUAUUAUCUGAGCCCAGGACUGCAACUCUUAUGAUCUGUAUGGGUAAUGAUGAUGCAAUUUUCUUUGGGUUAUAUUGUAUAUAUACAAAUUUUAACACAACUGCCAGGCUAAUCAACGGGAUUUUGCUUCGGAGUAUUGGAUGGGCAUUCUCGCAGUGACAGUCCUUGGAUUGAAUGGCCAAUCUCAAUUAAACGUUAGCAAGCCAAGCCCUUUGAUAUUGGAGGAAAUAUUUGUAAAGCAUGGCUAUACCUACUAAUAUAGCCAAUUCACAGCCUAAAUUCCAAUGAAUUUAUCUGGUCUCUGAUUCUUCGUACUGA
Messenger RNA from Nelumbo nucifera (sacred lotus), 2782 nucleotides. Its product is annotated as DNA ligase 1. Gene Ontology annotation, molecular function: DNA ligase (ATP) activity; ATP binding; DNA binding. Lineage: Eukaryota; Viridiplantae; Streptophyta; Magnoliopsida; Proteales; Nelumbonaceae. Gene Ontology annotation, cellular component: mitochondrion; nucleus. Gene Ontology annotation, biological process: lagging strand elongation; DNA repair; DNA recombination. The record is from RefSeq and is a predicted model, not a curated record.